UUAAGAGCUUAUGAGCCGAAAUCCUCCCAAGAGGAAUGGCUGUUUGGUAAGACCAUAUGUGUGCAAUGAUGGCUGAGAUCAGAGCUUAGUGGUGUGGACGCCCAUGUCUCAUAACCACAUAGUUCUUAUUAAGCACAUAUUUCUUAUUAAGUCCAGUUACAACAGACACAGCUGAAAGAGGAUCAUUACUGGAACACUACAGUCUACAAGAGAGGCGACAUCAUGUAAAAUGUGUGUCAUGAUUUUCAGCAGAAAGAAGAGGCAUGUACGUUUAGACGUUUGACCUAAGGUAAUGCACACCUCCUCCCGUCUUAUCUUUAUAAUCAUUCCUAUGGCCCACCCAGUUUGGUCACCAGUGCAGCACCUUCUAAAAGCCGCAUAUUUACAUGAAUGAGCGCUGACUUUCUCGGGACAGGCUAUGUCACCGUGGCAGACCCCUCAGAGUGGCCAGUGUGGACCUGAAAACCUGCAACUGAGCAAAAGCCUGAAAAGUGCGCAUUACGCACGAAGAGUUAACGUGUAAACCAGUGGUUAAUCUUCUCCCGCCGUGCUAAAAAUCAACAAAGAAAACGCGAUAAAGCGAGAGAAAGAGCCUCGAUGGUCUGAACUGCGCUGAGUUUUGGCGAAGAGGGGCUCACCAAGAGGAAAUAACGAUUCAUUACGCUAUGGACUUGCUGAAGUUUUCCAAGAAACUCUGGAGCGUUCGCAAACAGCUGAUUGUCCUCCUCACGCCUCUGCUGCUGCUGCCUCUGCUCUUCGUCCUACCGGCAAAGGAAGGAAAAUGUUUGUAUGUGGUGCUCCUGAUGGCACUUUUCUGGUGUACAGAAGCCCUCCCACUAGCAGUGACCGCCAUGCUGCCCGUCUGUCUCUUCCCCACCAUGGGCAUUCUGCCCUCCAAAAAGGUUUGCCCUCAAUACUUUCUGGAGACUAACUUCCUCUUCCUGAGUGGGCUGGUGAUGGCGUCAGCGAUUGAGGAGUGGGGCCUGCAUAGACGCAUUGCCCUCAAGGUGCUGAAGAUUGUUGGAGUGAAACCAGCCUGGUUGAUUUUGGGGAUGAUGCUCACGUCCUCUUUCUUGUCCAUGUGGCUGAGUAACACUGCCACCACAGCCAUGAUGCUGCCCAUUGCGAACGCCAUCCUGGAGAGCCUGUUCGGUGACCUGGAGACCCUCAAAGAGAACGCCAAAGUCAAGAAUGACCCUGAAGGCCAAUCUCAGGUGAAGCUGCAUGUGCUGCCUUCAGAAAAGCACACCCUGACCGGAGAUGACAGGGCUGAUGGACUGGAGAGAGGAGAUCAGAGAAGCCCAGAGGAGGUCAGGAAAGAAGCAGAAUAUCAGCUAAAAGUGUGGAAAGGAUUCCUCAUCUGCAUCCCCUACGCUGCCAGCAUCGGGGGCACGGCCACCUUAACGGGAACAGCCCCUAACCUCAUCCUCAUUGGGCAGAUGAAAAGUUACUUUCCAGAGUGUGACUUGAUCAAUUUCGGCUCGUGGUUUAUUUUCGCUUUCCCGCUUAUGAUCGUCUUCCUUUUCGUUGCAUGGAUCUGGAUUUCCUUCCUCUACGGGGGACUCAACACUCGGUUGUGUAUAAACAAACAGGAUGACCGAGCAGCUGCAGAGGCCAAAGCUAGAGCAGUCAUUGAUGAAGACUACAAAAAGCUCGGACCCAUCAAUUUUGCAGAGGGAUCCAUCUCAUUCUUCUUCAUUCUGUUUGCCAUCCUCCUGUUCACCAGAGACCCUAAAUUUGUCACAGGGUGGUCCAUAUUCUUCAACAAAGGGUACGUGUCGGAUGCCGUCACCGGAGUCAUCAUCAUCUCCAUCCUCUUCUUCUUUCCGUCCCAGCGUCCCUCACUGCGCUGGUGGUUCAAUCCCCGAGCCUCUAACACUCCGUAUGUGCCCCUGCUGUCAUGGAAAAGAGUUCAAGAGUGUGUUCCGUGGAACAUUAUCCUUCUGCUGGGUGGAGGCUUCGCCAUGGCUAAAGGCUGCGAGGAGUCAGGCCUGGCUGCCUGGAUCGGAGGGCAUUUACAGCCGCUAGCUCAAGUUCCUCCUGCUGUAGCUGUGAUUCUGAUCACGGCCUUCAUCGCUUGCUUUACUGAGUUUGCCAGUAACACCGCCACCAUCAUCAUCUUCCUCCCGGUCAUCGCUGAACUGGCCAUCCGCGUGAAGGUGAACCCCCUGUACUUCAUGAUUCCAGCAACAAUUGGCUGCUCAUAUGCAUUCAUGCUUCCUGUCUCAACUCCGCCUAAUUCUAUUGCCUUUGCUUCUGGACACCUCAUGGUCAAAGACAUGGUGAAGACUGGGUUUAUGAUGAACAUUCUGGGCAUUGUGUGUGUGUCUCUGGCUAUGAACACGUGGGGGCUGCACAUGUUCACUUUACACACCUACCCGGACUGGGCCAGACCCCUUAACUCUACAGUGCCUGAGUCUACAGUUCCACCAUUUAAUGUUACUAUGUAGACAGUACACACACAUCAAACAUGCAAAUAUAUACAUAAUAGAGCGGAAAAAACCCAAGGCUAUCAAAAUGGAUUGCCAUGCGUUAUGCCAAAAAGAAUAAUAUGCUCAAAUCAUAUCUAUAUUCGUAUUGUUUUUUUGUUUGUUUGUUUGUUUGUUUGGUUUUUUACAAACAUUACAUAGGACUAUAAACCUGAUGACUUUUACAAUCAUACAAACCCAAUUCCACUUUCAACAAAGGUUGGGACAGUAUGGUAAAUGCAUAUAAAAACAGAAAGCAGUGAUUUGUACAUUAAUUUUGGCCUUUAUUCAUUUUUUUGUAUUUUUUUGUAAAUAUAGGCUCACUACAAAACUCAUUCUUCUGUUUACAUUUUACCCACUGUCUCAAAGUUUUUGGAAUUGUGUUUGUAUUUAUCAAAAAGUACUAAAUAUUAGUAAAAUUACUGUCCAGAAAAUCAGCCCUCCCUCAUCUAUGUAAUUAUUCUAUUUCAAUAUUAUAUACAAAAAAAUAAUUCUAUGCUUUUAAAAAAUCAAUGUUCAAUUUAAUUUAAUAUAAUUUUCAAUUUAAUUUACCUCAUUUAAAGUACCUAAAAUAGAUUCAGAGAUUUUUGAGGGUGUUGAGCUGCACUGGGGGAUUUGUGGGGAUUAUGUGUCGUUGCAACUGGCAGACAUUAUGUAUUUCAGGACAUUUUCAGACCACUGGUUAGCUACAACCAAGCCUUAGCUGAGGUGUGGCACAUUUGACCCGCUAAUUAAGCUUUGUCACAAACACCACUGAACAGGUUCAGUUUCUGCUUACUAUUACUCUAUUUUCAUCAUCUAAAUUUGUGUCGACAGAGCAUCAGUUUUUUUCAGAAUCAGUCCUGUACUGUGAUGGGUGGCACUGUUUGGGUCUGUAGCCUGCUCGCUAAGCUAAUGUUAAGAUUAACCUUAACUUCGCCUUGCAGUCCCUUCAACGGUUGUUAAACUUUCUCAGUCUCUCAGAUUUGAAUUAUUGUUUUUAGUCAGCUAAACAUGUUCUGUGAUGGGCAGAGCUGUUAGCAUGAUAGCGGUGCUAACGCUGACCAGUUGCUUUCAUCUAGUUAGCUAUGUAACAUUCAUCAAUUGUUUGAUAGAUGGUUUGACAUUUAUGGAAUGAAGGCUUGAAAAUCAUGCACUUUGUUCACUUAUUUGGUAACCAUGCAAAGUAAGCUACUUUUUUUUCGAUUUUACACUAGAAAUAACACUAGAUGAACGGUAUUAGAAAUGAAUCCACUACCACCUCCCGCACCCCCAGGCGCUGUGGUGGUACCACGCAUACUGCUGUAAUUUUUGGAGACAGUCUAAAAGUAAUUAAAAAAGGGGAUAACACCCAACACUAAAAAGGACUAUUUGUUUGGACUGUCCCUUAUCUUUUUUUGAGUCUUUGUGGUCCCCCGAGGCCCCUGGCAGUCUGGCAAUCACUGCCACUGGCCCCAGUAAUCCAUCCCUGUUCUGCGGCCGCUGCAGUGUUUGGACAGUCUUACAGAUUACUGGAACAAAAAGUGUGUAAAUGGUGUAUAAAGAAAGAAAUAAAAGGUAAAACAAAGAAAAAAACACCCAAUUUUAACGUUAAAAUGGUUCUUCACACUCAUGCAGUACAUCUAGCAAAUAACAGAACAGGAACUGAAGCUUGUUUGGUGCUAGGUUUCUCUUUUUAAUGCACUUUUGUUCCAAGUUUAUAAGCUGAAGUGAUCAAUAUUUUCUGCGCAUGCCAUAGAACUGUUUGGCUUUGAUCACCAAAACCUAUAGAACAGUGCCCUCUAGUGCCAGAAGCAGGAACUUUGAGACUUUGUGGGUAAAGUUCAAGCGAUCAUAAAUUAUAAAUGCAUAUUAUCAGUCAUCUUGUAUUGAGUUCCAUGUUUUACUUCCUUUACAGAUCUUCUCUUACUUCUGCAAGCGAGACUGUUAUAUUUGGCAGAAUGCACUUAAUUUAGGGCUUUCAUUGAGUAAGUUGAGUAAUGUAAUAUUGGACUGCAAGGGAGCCAAGCUUAGAGGACAUUGUGAAAUGUAACGUGAAAUGUUAGAGGUCAUGCUACAUUAAUCACUAACCGCAGACCACUAAAAAACAAUAAACAUACGCACACAAACACAGAUACGCACAAUUUCAAAUAUGUGCUCAGAUAGAGUAUAUAUGUAAAUAUGCAAUAGAUAUACAAUACUGUGCAAAAAUCAGAGACUGCACUUAAUUUAUUCAUUUUCCAAUCCAAACAAACAUUUUUAAGGUGAUUAGAUAUUCAGUAUAACAUUAAAAAGAAUCCAGAGAUGUUCCCACUCUGAGAAGACUCAACGCUAUGAGUAUGUGUAGCUGUCAAGAAGUUGUUACUGAGAAAAAGAAAUAGACAAAAAAAUUGCAAAUCAAAUGAAGAAGCUGCUGGUGUUCUCAGGAUAAUGGACUGACCACCCCAGAGUCCAGACCUCACCAUCACUAAAUGUGUUUGGAAUUACCUGGAAAAACAGAAAAUGCAAACAGCUUCUAAGACUGAACUCUGGAGGUGUGGCAAAUGUCUUUUAAAAACUACAAGCAAAUCUCCAGAAAACAAUGGAAGAUGUAAAGGCAAAGGAUGGACACAUGUAAUACUGAAAAAUCUGAUAUUUAAUAUGCAUCUCUGUAAUUGUUUUAAAGUAAUUACUUGUGCUUAAUGGCCAUUUUAUUAUAUUUAUUAUGUUUAUAUUUAGUUAAAUAAAUUAAGGGCUGACUCUGACAUUUCCAGCUCUGUUUAGCUCUUAUUAGCUAAACAGUCCUCCCUUUUCAGAAGAGCCGAACUCACAUAGUACCAGCAGAGUACCUGGGCAUGUUGGGGCAUGCUGCCCCCCCCUUGCAGUCUCUCUGCAGCAGGGGUUUCACAAUGUCCAUUGUCCAAGUAAACACAUGUACCGCCAGGGCACGCACACCAGUCCUCCCUUGGGGCUAUGUCCUCUCCCACGGGGCGCUGGAGCAGAGAGACUGAAUGGUGCAUCCUCUUCCCCAGCGCAGCAUUGCUCCUCUGAGGUUGUGGCAUCACUCCUUGUGCUACUGGGGGUGGCGGCAACAUCAGCUGUGCUCCUUUGGCUGCUCUCCAACUCCUCUGCUGCACACCCCACCAUAGACACCAGCGAGGCUGCUGCUUGUGUACACUGGUGCUCUGACGCUCAGUCUUGACCAACCACGCCAUUGGGGCCUACUCAAAGCGUCGCUGGAGGGCCGUGAUAAGUGCCACCAGGCUGCCAUGCUGCCCCUCCAGCAGGUCCUCACGGCCGGCCAUCAUCUCUUUCGCUGUCUUCCAGCUGGGCUCAGUCCCCUCCACAGUUUUCUCCAGACCUUAUCCCACUUCUGACACCAGUGUGGCAUCAGCAAAGAAAAAGAUGCAGGAAACAUAUCACUUUAAGCAAAUGCUCUUUUAUUCAACACAGCAGCAGCGGUGAACCAUCGCUCAGCGCUGCCAAAAUGGCGGAGUUAAUAGACAAGUCAGUAAACCCACAUAAACUACCCCACAGCCCAGCACAACAGCAUGUAACAACACAUGUACACAUAUUAAACUAAUCAGCAACUACUUAUUUACACAUUUUAGUCUCUCUUACUGCAAGUCCAGUGCUACCAUGAGACUCUGCAUGUCACUGCUCCGCAUGGCCAUGGCUCCUGUGCGUCCAAGGCCAGUAGCGGGUCAUAACUAUAUAUAUAUAUGUAUUAAAAAUGAAAAUUAUGUCAUAUCUCUUGUUGCUGUAAAAUGAUAAAAUCUAAAAGAUGAGCUAUAUUAGGGAAAUGAAUAGGUGUUUUUUUGUUCAUAACUUGUAAAUCAGAAAUGAUAAUUUAUGUCAAGAACAUUGUAAACAAAUUUUGUUUUUAGUGUCAAAAGUCACUGUGAGGACCAGCAAAUGCAUAUUUAGAGGUACAAUGUAAUAAAGGAGAAGUUGAUAUUUACAUAAAAUGAUAGGUCUGUUCUAAUAACAAUGAAAUAUUUGUAGAAAUCGUAAUUGAAUAAUGAUAGAAGUGGGUCGAUGUGGGAUUGAGUACAAAUAAUGUUUUGCUGUGCUCUGUGAGCUGGGCCCUUCUCCAGUGUUACGAUUACUUCUUAUCUCAUUGUUUUAAUAUUCAUAAAGACUUUGUGGCUACUAGUGGCCUUACACGUCUUUUUAAUGUAUUCAACUGUCACUGGUAAAUAAAAUAACACUUAUUGGCCAGUAUUUAAAAAAAAAACCAAUGUGUGCAAAUAUGCAGAAAAGCCCAUUUAUACUGUGAAUUCAAUAAAAAGUAUUAUGAUUUUU
This is a messenger RNA of Colossoma macropomum (tambaqui), 6710 nucleotides long. It is a transcript of the gene slc13a3, whose product is annotated as solute carrier family 13 member 3. The record is from RefSeq and is a predicted model, not a curated record. Gene Ontology annotation, biological process: citrate transport; monoatomic anion transmembrane transport. NCBI's taxonomy places the organism in Eukaryota, Metazoa, Chordata, Actinopteri, Characiformes, Serrasalmidae. The coding region runs from base 666 to 2450 and encodes 594 amino acids. Gene Ontology annotation, molecular function: succinate transmembrane transporter activity; sodium:dicarboxylate symporter activity; citrate transmembrane transporter activity. The transcript has 13 exons. Gene Ontology annotation, cellular component: membrane.